UUAUUUUUUACUCUUUAAUUCCCUAAAUUGCCCCUGUCACUCACUUUAUUGACUAAUAUUUUUAUUCUUCCUCGACAGUCGUGUCUUCUUCCAGCUCUAAAAGACCAUUUUAGUGGUCGACGGCCAUCGCCAUCGCCGUCUGAUCGAGAUCCAGCUAAGCGACCCGAGUCCUCACUCAAUCACUCAUUCUCGAACUCGUUCUCAAUCGACUCACUAGCUUCGUAGCCAUGAGGCAAUCCAGCCGAAUAGAAAUCUUCGAUCCUUUCUACUGCCCUGCUUCGUCCUUGUUUCUGAACGAAACCUCCAUUUUGCCUCCCAGAGCGCUCGGUUUCCCGUCGUCGUUCAUUUCCGAGCAUGAAGAAGUUGACGAGCUGAGCUCGGCGUUCGAGCUCCUGGCCCCACGAGCCAGCGGGUUCGAGCUGUUUGAUACAGUGACGGAUCUGAUCCAGGUCGACAAAACGUCGUCGUACUGCUCCUACAAGAGGGUCCAGCAGCGGGCGGGGCCGGAGUUGUAUCUGCAGAAGAUCUCCGAUCGAGUGAGUGCUCUGGAGUCGAAGUUUGAACAGCUGGUUGGCAAGUCGAAGAGCAAAGUUGGAGGAGAAUGGAAGUAUACUUGGACGGCGGAGAUCAAUGGGCCAGUGGAGAGGAAGUACAAGUGGAUGGCAGAGAUCAAGGGGGCAGCAGAGGAGGAGGAGGUGAAGAAGGAGAAGAAGCAGGUCCCGGUGAAGAGAGCUCCAGUGGAGAAGAAGUACAAGUGGACGGCUGAGAUUAAGGGGAAAGGAGAGGAGUCGCGGAAGUACGUCUUUGAAGUAUCCAGCGGCGGCGGUGCGAACAAGAGCAACGAAUCGGGCAAAAAGGACAAGAAGAAGGAAGUGACGAAAGAGGAAGAGAAGAAGUCCAAGAAGAAUGGCGUUCGCGUGGUGGAGAUUGAAGAGCCUGAAGCUGAUCAUGGCGUCGUGGUUCUCAGACAGGCAUUUGCUAAGAGAGCUGGGGCAUUGAGGACGAUGUAGGGGAAGAAGAAGGAACUGUCUCCCCAAGAUGCAGCAUUGUUGAUCCAGAUCACUUUCAGGGCUUAUCUGAUCAGGAGGUCCCAGGCUCUUCGUGCUCUCAGAGAGCUGGCGAUCGCCAAGGCCAAAUUGAAAGAGAUCAGGGAGUUGUUCAACAACUUCUCUUACCGUCGUCAAGUUUCCAGGGAUACUGAAGAGCGGCAGAGGUUCACUGAGAAGAUCAUUGUACUGCUGCUCACUGUUGAUUCCAUCGAGGGAGCUGAUCUGAUGGUGAGAGCUUCAAAGAGGUCGAUGGUGGAUGAGCUGGAGGCCAUGCUGGAUGUGGUGGACCCACAGCCCGCCGGGGGAAGGUCACUAUCGAUGAGGAGACGGACAUUUGACAUGCCCGACGGCACCAUCAGGAAGGAAAUCGCUGAAGGCGUGGCACAAGUCGUGCAGAUGCUUGAAGAAGAAGAAGAAGCGGAUGAGUGAGAGCGCGCAUGGGCGACGACGCCUUUUACUUGGUGUCUUUAGAGAGCUAGGUAUAAGUUUAAGUUGUAUCGGGCUG
Linum tenue is the source of this 1554-nucleotide messenger RNA. NCBI's taxonomy places the organism in Eukaryota, Viridiplantae, Streptophyta, Magnoliopsida, Malpighiales, Linaceae. The record is from the annotation of a GenBank genome assembly.